This is a messenger RNA of Staurois parvus, 338 nucleotides long. The record is from the annotation of a GenBank genome assembly. Lineage: Eukaryota; Metazoa; Chordata; Amphibia; Anura; Ranidae.
CCGCAGUCUCUGGUCAUCUCCUGUACUGUGUCCGCAGUCUCUGGUCAUCCCCUGUACUGUGUCCGCAGUCUCUGGUCAUGCCCUGUACUGUGUCCGCAGUCUCUGGUCAUCCCCGGUACUGUGUCCGCAGUCUCUGGUCAUUUCCUGUACUGUGUCCGCAGUCUCUGGUCAUUUCCUGUACUGUGUCCGCAGUCUCUGGUCAUUUCCUGUACUGUGUCCGCAGUCUCUGGUCAUUUCCUGUACUGUGUCUGCAGUCUCUGGUCAUUUCCUGUACUGUGUCUGCAGUCCAUUGGUUCAGAAUAUUUUUUUUCUUGACUCCCAGGAGGUUAUUUACUAAA